Molecule: messenger RNA, 810 nt
Organism: Fraxinus pennsylvanica
Lineage: Eukaryota; Viridiplantae; Streptophyta; Magnoliopsida; Lamiales; Oleaceae
Source: the annotation of a GenBank genome assembly
AUGCUGAUCCGACGCUCGCUUCUGAACCGAACCCACCUUCACCAUCACCUCCGGCGCUUCUCCACCGCCGCCCUCCUCCAAGAACCUACCCCCACUUUCGACCCCACCCAGCAACUCACCUACCUCGACAACCUCCCAAGACCUGACCCCAAGUACGAUGAGAUCAUUCACGCUAUCCCUCGCGCAAUCUCCGGUAAGAAUAUAUCGGCCAAGGAGCGUAAAGCCGGCCGCGUGCCCAGUAUUGUUUUCGAGCAAGAGGAUGGCCAGCACGGUGGCAAUAAACGACUUAUUUCGGUACAAACUAAUCAGAUAAAGAAGCUUGUGAAUCAUAUGGGCCAGUCUUUCUUUCUUUCCAGCCUUUUUGAUCUGGAGGUCCGGCCUGAGUUCCAGUCCGAUGAGCUCAUCGAGAAAGUCCGGGUCUUGCCCAGAAAGCUUCAUCUACAUGCAGGCACAGAUGCGGUGCUUAAUAUUACCUUCAUAAGAGCUCCAUCUAGUGCUUUGUUAAAGGUUGAUGUUCCCCUUGUUUUCAGAGGAGAUGAUGUAUCUCCGGGGUUGAAAAAAGGGUCGUAUUUGAACAUCAUCAAGAGAACCGUUAAGUUCCUUUGCCCUCCUGAUGUUAUUCCCCCCUAUAUUGAUGUCGAUUUGAGCGAAUUAGAUGUCGGCCAGAAGAUAGUGCAAGGGUUUCUGAACAAAAGAAAUCCAAAUAAACGCACUGCAUUACACCCAAUUUUUUCUUCAGCUUACUGGAGAAAUCCAAACGUGGAAGAACUUAAAUUUUUCCUUAUUUCAUUGCUGGAGACGGGGAAGUGA